Messenger RNA from Amborella trichopoda, 2408 nucleotides. RefSeq lists its product as uncharacterized. Gene Ontology annotation, molecular function: protein binding. Lineage: Eukaryota; Viridiplantae; Streptophyta; Magnoliopsida; Amborellales; Amborellaceae. The record is from RefSeq and is a predicted model, not a curated record.
UUUCAAAUUCGGCGUAAUUUCAGGCCUGCACCUCUACUUUUCAGUGUGUUAUUUUUAGAGAGAGAAAGAGAAGAUAGAGAAAAUUAGGGCACACAGUGGUCAGUACGACGUGUGCCUUCCUUCCCUAGAGAGAGAGAGGAACGGGUAUCUUAGACGGGGAAGAAAUUCAGGGUUGUAAAUCCUUUUAGAUAUAGAGAGACAGGGUGUAGGAGGGGGUGAGAAAUUUGGGGUUUUUGUACAGCGGGAGAUCCUGAAGAGAGAGGCUUGAUUUGUGGAAAAUCGUUUUUCUUGAUUUUGCAGCGGACAGUGAACGGCUUUAGCAGUUUCUCAGAGCCGUGAAAGUUUUGAUUUUUUUCUUUGAAAGGUUGAACUUUGCGUGGAGUUGGGAGAGUUUGAUAUAGAAAAUUUGGAGUAGAUCCCUGUGGCUUCUCUAUCCUUUAAGGGCUUUGUUGUUUCUCUGAGAACUGGGGCUUCGGGUGGUAUCCAAUGGUUUGAGCCUUUUAUGUGCUUUUAGAGAGAGAAAAUCAGUGCAUGGUGGACCCAUUAAGGCUGGGAUUUAUGUGGAUUAGUACGGGCACGGAUGUUUCACUCUAUCUCUUCAAAUUCUACAGAUGCAAUUGAGUCCCAAACUGUCUGAAUUUUGUUGAUGAAGCGCAUAUGGAUAGAAGAAGACAGUGAUUUCCGAGUUUUGCAGUGUUCUAUAUGCGAAAAAUCGAUCAUUUGAGAUGGAGGGGAGGAAGAUUUUAGCUAGCCCUAGGAGGUGUAGCAGGCAUAGGGUUUUAGCUGGGAAAAGGCAGCGUGUUGAGUGUGUUAACAGUGUGAAGAAGUUACAGAGACGUGAGAUCACUUCGAAGGGGAAUCGUGCCUUCAGUAUGAGCAGUUCACAAGAACGAUUUCGCUACAUACACUUGCAGGAAGAGUUUGAUACCCAUGACCCCAAGGAACACUGGUUCAUGGAACUUCAUUUUCUCAAGAAGAGGUCAAAAAUAAUAGAAAUAGUUGCUGCCCGUGAUAUUGUCUUUGCUCUGGCUCAAUCUGGUGUCUGUGCAGCAUUUAGCCGAGAAACCAAUAAGCGGAUAUGCUUUUUGAACAUUAGCCCCGAUGAAGUUAUCCGAAGUUUGUUCUAUAACAAGAAUAAUGACUCACUUAUUACAGUCUCAGUUUAUGCUUCCGACAAUUUCAGUUCCCUGAAAUGCAGAACAACAAGGAUUGAGUAUAUCCGGAGGGGCAAACCUGAUGGUGGCUUCGCACUUUUUGAAUCUGAAUCCUUGAAGUGGCCUGGUUUUGUAGAGUUUGAUGAUGUGAAUGGCAAAGUUCUAACCUAUUCUGCACAGGAUGGGAUAUAUAAAGUAUUUGACUUGAAAAAUUAUACAUUGUUGUAUUCUAUAUCAGAUGAACAUGUACAAGAGAUCAAAAUCAGUCCAGGGAUCAUGCUAUUGAUAUUUGCAAGGGCAAGUGGUCAUGUCCCUCUGAAGAUCUUAUCAAUAGAAGAUGGCACAGUUUUGAAAGCAUUCAACCAUCUUCUUCAUCGGAAUAAAAAGGUGGACUUCAUUGAGCAGUUCAACGAAAAGCUUCUGGUGAAGCAGGAAAAUGAAAACCUCCAGAUUCUUGAUGUUCGGAAUUCUGAACUAACGGAAGUUAGCAGAACGGAGUUCAUGACACCAUCGGCCUUCAUCUUCCUUUAUGAGAACCAACUAUUCUUGACUUUCCGAAAUGGAACGGUGGCUGUCUGGAACUUUCGCGGUGAGCUUGUGACCUCUUUUGAAGAUCACAUGCUUUGGCACCCGGACUGUAAUACAAACAACAUUUACAUCACGAGCGACCAGGACCUCAUCAUUUCUUAUUGUAAGGCUGACCCCGAUGACUCAUCUGUCGAAGGAAAAGUCGGUUCGAUCAACAUAAGCAAUAUCUUGACUGGAAAGUGCCUUGCAAAGAUACAUGCAAAUGAUUCAAACGUGAUUGUGAACAAGAAUAAGCCGAACAAGAAUAAGCGGCCGAGGUUUAGGAACACAGUUGCUGAUGCCCUUGAGGACAUAACCGCACUCUUCUACGACGAAGAGCGCAAUGAGAUAUACACGGGAAACAGGCAGGGUCUGGUCCAUGUUUGGUCCAAUUGAUUGAUUGGACUCUCUCUCUCUCUCGCCUGGCUCGUGCGAGUGAUGCACGUGAUCUACCCUCCCAGCUCACGACACGGUCUUGGGGAAUUGUAGGCCUUGUAAUUGUGUCACCCAAUGUCGGUGGCACUGUAACUGUUACUUUUUCAUUUAGUUUUUCCUAAUUUUCUCUCUACAUUUUCGCUGAGGUUUUUUACUUGUUUUCAUUGUGUUGGUAGAGAGAGAGAGUUGUAAAUUUCGACCUUUUGUGGUUUGUGAUAUGGUUUAUGGUGAGAGAAGUAAAUUUCUUGCCUU